Ciona intestinalis (vase tunicate) is the source of this 549-nucleotide messenger RNA. NCBI's taxonomy places the organism in Eukaryota, Metazoa, Chordata, Ascidiacea, Phlebobranchia, Cionidae. The record is from RefSeq and is a predicted model, not a curated record.
UAGAUCAGAUGAGACGUUGACCAUGAAUUGCUCAGCUAAUGGAAACCCUUCUGUAACUUGUACCUGGACUUGUUCUCCUUCAAAUUGUGGUAGUUUACCAAACACUUGUGAGAUCAACAAUGUAAAUGUUAUUAAUUCCACAACCAUCACAUGUACGGUUGGUAAUGGUGUUUGUGGAGGUGGUACUACCAGUAUUACUCAACACAUAACAGUGGUACCUAAAACUAGAGAUCCAUAUAUAGUGGUCGAUGGAACAACAACAACAGCUACUUCUAUUACAAGAAACAAAACAGAAAGUUUAAGUUUAGCCUGUGGGAUUGUCAACCAGAAAGAAAUAAACACGUUAAUAGUUUGGAAGAAAGAUGGAAUCAUAAACUUCGGAUCAGAUAAUGUGACCAUAAACAAUCUAUCCCCAGAAGAUACAGGAUCAUAUUCUUGUCACACAAGCGAUGCUUUUGGAAAUUUUUCAUCAUCUUUAUACAUUGAUGUAUAUUGUGAGUACCGUUACUACCGUAUGUAACAUUUGCAAGGAAAUGUUUGAUUUAGGAA